GUGCCUGUCAAGGGGCCGUUUCUCUCCCCACCCUCCUCCUCCUCCCUUCUUUCCAAAUAUGCUUUUUGCAAGUUUUGAUCUCGUCUCGGCACUGGCUACCCUCGCCGCGUGCUUGGUGUCACUGACUUUGCUGCUGGCCGUGUCCCAACAGCUGUGGCAGCUCCGCUGGGCUGCCACCCGCGACAAAACCUGCAAGCUACCAAUCCCCAAAGGCUCCAUGGGAUUCCCUUUAAUCGGAGAGACCUUCCACUGGCUGCUGCAGGGCUCCUGCUUCCAGUCCUCGCGGCGGGAGAAGUACGGCAACGUGUUCAAGACGCACUUGCUGGGGCGGCCGCUGGUGCGGGUGACGGGCGCCGAGAACGUGCGCAAGAUCUUGAUGGGGGAGCACCACCUGGUGAGCACCGAGUGGCCGCGGAGCACGCGGAUGCUGCUGGGCCCCAACACCGUGGCCAACUCCAUCGGCGACAUCCACCGCCACAAGAGGAAGGUUUUCUCCAAGAUUUUCAGCCACGAGGCUCUGGAGAGCUACCUGCCCAAGAUCCAGCUGGUGAUCAAGGACACGCUGCGGGCGUGGAGCAGCGAGCCCGAGCCCAUCAACGUGUACCACGAGGCGCAGAAGCUGACGUUCCGCAUGGCCAUCCGCGUCCUGCUGGGCUUCCGCAUCCCCGACGAGGAGCUCGGGCGCCUCUUCGAGGUCUACCAGCAGUUCGUGGAGAACGUCUUCUCCCUGCCCGUGGACCUGCCCUUCAGCGGCUACAGGAGGGGAAUCCGGGCCCGGGAGACGCUGCAGAAGGGGCUGGAAAAAGCCAUCCAGGAGAAGCUGCAGAACACGCAGGGCAAGGACUAUGCUGACGCCCUGGACAUCCUGAUAGAGAGCGGGAAGGAGCACGGCAAGGAGCUGACCAUGCAGGAGCUGAAGGACGGCACCCUGGAGCUCAUCUUCGCCGCCUACGCCACCACGGCCAGCGCCAGCACCUCCCUGAUCAUGCAGCUCCUCAAACACCCGCGGGUGCUGGAGAAGCUGCGGGAGGAGCUGCGGAGCAAAGGGAUCCUGCACAACGGCUGCAUCUGCGAGGGCUCCCUGCGCCUCGACAACAUCAACGGCCUGCAGUACCUGGACUGCGUCAUCAAGGAGGUUCUGCGGCUCUUCACGCCCAUCUCCGGGGGCUACCGGACGGUGCUGCAGACCUUCGAGCUGGAUGGUUUCCAAAUCCCCAAGGGCUGGAGCGUGAUGUACAGCAUCCGGGACACCCACGACACCGCUCCCGUCUUCAAGGACGUGGACGUCUUCGACCCCGACCGCUUCGGGCAGGGCCGGAGCGAAGACAAGGAGGGCAGGUUCCACUACCUCCCCUUCGGAGGAGGCGUACGGACCUGUCUGGGCAAGCACCUGGCCAAGCUCUUCCUCAAGGCCCUGGCCAUCGAGCUGGCCAGCACCAGCCGCUUCGAGCUCGCCACCAGGACUUUCCCCAAAAUCACCCUGGUGCCCGUGGUCCACCCGGUUGACGGACUCAAGGUCAAGUUCUUCGGACUGGAUUCCAACCAGAACGAGAUCCUGACGGGCACAGACGCCAUGCUGGGGGCCACCGUGUAAAGCCCGCGCCGCCGGUGGCACCA
Molecule: messenger RNA, 1617 nt
Organism: Zonotrichia leucophrys gambelii
Lineage: Eukaryota; Metazoa; Chordata; Aves; Passeriformes; Passerellidae
Product: cytochrome P450 26B1
Exons: 6
Coding region: 59-1594 (511 amino acids)
Biological process (GO): sterol metabolic process
Molecular function (GO): monooxygenase activity; iron ion binding; heme binding
Source: RefSeq, a predicted model, not a curated record